This is a messenger RNA of Colletotrichum lupini, 1086 nucleotides long. RefSeq names its product iron/manganese superoxide dismutase. Gene Ontology annotation, molecular function: metal ion binding; superoxide dismutase activity. The coding region runs from base 1 to 1086 and encodes 361 amino acids. Gene Ontology annotation, cellular component: mitochondrion. NCBI's taxonomy places the organism in Eukaryota, Fungi, Ascomycota, Sordariomycetes, Glomerellales, Glomerellaceae. Gene Ontology annotation, biological process: superoxide metabolic process. The transcript has 9 exons. The record is from RefSeq and is a predicted model, not a curated record.
AUGGCUAGCAAGUCGGUGGAUGCUGUUGGAAGGCCGACUUGUGCUCAAUCUGUCUCUCUAUCCCUGUCAUCCCAAAACGAGAGUGAACGGGUCGCGGACCGGGGCGUCACUAACAAUAUGUUGGCCAAUCAUAGCACAUCUGACCCCAAUUUUGGGACUGGAGGGCCCUGCACGGGUUUCCUGGCAUAUGGGCUGGUGGAGAUGCCCGAAUCGUCGGUGGGCGUUAGCACCAUGACCCAUGCAAUGUCGGAAUGGAGCCGGUCAAUGAGACGGAGGAAGGGCAGCCAUCAAGGUGUUUGUCACAUCCUCGGCCUCAACGGACAUGGAAAAGGCGAGUCUUGUUGCCUAGAUGAUGAAAUCGCGCAGUACACGCUACCUAAGCUUCCCUACGCUUACGAUGCUCUCGAGCCUCACAUCUCACCUCAAAUCAUGGAGCUACAUCACAGCAAACAUCACCAAACAUACGUCACGAACUUGAAUAAAGCCAUAGAGACCUACAACGCGAACCCUCUCCAAAGUCGAUUCACGGUCCUCGCAGCCCUCAACUUUCACGGCGGUGGCCACAUCAACCACUCUCUCUUCUGGGAGAACCUCUCCCCAGCUUCAAGCCCGGAUGCUUCGCCUGAUGCGGCACCGAAGCUGAUCGCCGAGGUUACUCGUAUCUGGGGUAGCCUUGAUCAAUUCAAAGCGGCCUUUAAUGCCGCUCUGCUUGGUAUCACCGGCAGCGGCUGGGGUUGGCUGGUCAAGGACGAUGUCACAGGCCUCAGCAUCGUUACCACCAAGGACCAGGACCCCGUCACCAAGGGUGUGCCCAUCUUUGGUGUCGACAUGUGGGAGCACGCGUACUACCUACAGUAUCUUAAUGGAAAGGCGGCAUACGUGGAGAAUAUCUGGAACGUCAUUAACUGGAAGACCUCAGAGCUCAGGCGGUCCUCUGAGAACAUUGUUUGCUCGCAAGACGAAGAGGCGAGGGUACUCUCCCAGGGUGCAGUGCGAGACAGUUGCAUCACGCACUUGAUCAUUCAUCUAUUCCAGCGGGACCUGCCACAACCAAAUCAAGCGGCUGGGCGUGCCGAGGAGAAUUGA